AUGACAGAUUAUAAUUAUUUUCGAAAUUUAUGGUGGAAAGAAGGAAAUAUUCACCCGGGAGCAAAAUGGGAGGAAGUUACACUUCCAUACGUGCUUGCUGAGGGUAUGACUUUGGAUGAGUAUGAACGUCGCACCGACAGCCACACGAAGUUUGUAUUGGCACAAUUAUUAAGUAUUUUAAUAGACAUUGUAGUGGGUACCGAUGCCAGUAUUUUAAACAUAGGAGCAACUCGAACUCGAGCUGAUAGUUCUGGCAAAGAGGCAGACGCAUCAUUUCAUCCAAUGAAACAACGAAAUGAACCGUGGCCGAAUAUUAUUGUAGAAGUCGCAUAUUUCGAAAGUAUAGAUCAUGUCUUCGAAAAGGUGAAAAAUUAUUGGUUAAAAGAUCUUAGUCGUGCACAUGAUGCGAUAGUUGUUAAAAUUGAUCCUGUUCCUGAGGGCGAAACACCUUCACGCAUGCAGAAGGACAAGAGGGGAGAGCUUCAUCAUCGAACCCACUUUGAGUUUGGCACUCAUGAUGGAGCCGGGAAUCCGUUGAACAUUUCACGAGGCAUAUGUAUCAUCAAGAUUAAUUUGGAUUGUCUUUACCAUCAAAUAUACCCUGGUAUACAAGUUCCACGAGAUAUUCUCCCAGAUCCUAUUGAACUGGAUUUCUCUUUUGUUCGAGAUGAAAUUUUUU
Racocetra persica is the source of this 679-nucleotide messenger RNA. Lineage: Eukaryota; Fungi; Glomeromycota; Glomeromycetes; Diversisporales; Gigasporaceae. The record is from the annotation of a GenBank genome assembly.